CGCCAAGCCAAUGUCAGGCUGAGCCAUUUGCUCAUGCGGCCUGAACAAAAAUAUGGCUCAAAGCCAUUGACGAGAAUCGGAGCGGUCACAACAGUGCAACGCCUUAAAAGCGCCUGCGGUUCCUAAUUGGCCCACGGGCGACUGAGCGCCGACCUUCAGAAUCAGCCUCGCCUGCCCUACAGAUGGAGGCCGAAUUGUCAUGGAAGCCCUUGUCGCCCUCGCCCUUGCGGGAAAUGUCGCCCAGUUCAUUGAGUACUCAAUCAAAGCUAUCUUAAAGACGUCUGAAUUAUUCAGCAGCGCGAGCGCCACAGUGGAGGAGAUGGAAGACUUGGGGGAUAUUGUGGACAGCGUGAAGCAAUCGCUGAAGAGUAUCAAGGGCUCCAAAACCACCUUAAAUAAUGACCACGUGCCGGAUUUGGUCUUGGAAAACCUCAAUGCGAGCUGUCUUGCUAUAUCUGGCAAGAUCAUGACCAUCCUAGAUGGUCUCGAACUUAAUAAUGAUGACACCCGCUUCAACAAAGUCAUGCAAAGGGCCAAGGCUCUGGCAAAGAAAUCCGAACUGGAUGAACUGUGCCGCAGGUUGUACAGCCUCCGAGAUCAAAUAUCCUCCCACCUUCUCGUUCUAGUACGAGAACAGCAGCAGAAUCUCGCCCAGAACCUUCUACGCUUCGCUUCGUCAAGCGAAGAGUAUCAAAAGGCGAUGGAAACUAAGCUCAACAAAGUUAUAGACUACCUUGACUUGAUCUCCGAACAGAUUAACCCCCACUCCCAAGAGAUACCUGCUCAGCCCUCUGGACGCCGCGGCUCAAAGCUUUGGAAACGGGACGUCCCUAAAAAUACCAAAUUGCAACAGACGUCGUGGGAUACUGACCCUGCCGAAGCCCAGAACUCGCUGAGACUAGAAUUCUUGCCGAUGGACAAAUACGUCACCGAGAUGGAGCAAUUAUUCGAGCAAAAGCGGAAGACUAUUCUGGAGACGCUGCACUUUAGCCAAGUUAAAGAACGGGAGUUUGCCGUGGCCGAGGCCCACAAGAACACCUUCAUGUGGAUUUUCAACGAGACGGGCCAGAAUAAUUUUGUCGCAUGGCUUCGGGACAGCGACGACCUUUACUGGAUCGCCGGCAAGGCUGGAUCCGGAAAGUCUACCCUCAUGAGGUUUCUCACAGACUAUCCAACCACGAGAGACCUCCUAAAGCAAUGGGCCGGUAAGAACGAUCUAAUCGUGGCUAAGCACUAUUUCUGGAACCCCGGAACUGCCAUUCAAAAGUCCCAAGAGGGCCUAUUUCGAUCAAUUCUCCUGCAGAUUCUCUACCAGCGCCCUCAGCUCAUCCCCGCCGUGUGUGCCGAUCGAUGGAAUGCGCAGUACGGGGACGUCUUCAAUCCCUGGAGCCGGACAGAGCUGAUGGCGGCAUUUGUGAGACUCGGCAACAUGAAGAUGUUGGGAUGCAGGAUUUGUCUCUUCAUCGACGGGCUCGAUGAGUACGAUGGCGAUCAUGCGCAGUUGGUGAGCUUAAUCCGUCGCAUCGGAGCAUCACAAGAUAUCAAAAUCUGCGCAUCCAGUCGGCAAUGGCUGGAUUUUUCUGAUGCUUUCGAGCACAGCGAGUGGAAGCUCUACUUGCAAGACCUCACCCACGACGACAUCCGCAAGUUUAUCCAGGACAACCUGAACGAGGAUGUGCGCUUCAACAAGCUCCAGCAGCGCAACAAGACGGCCGCGGAGGGGCUCGGGCUGGAGAUUACUGAACGCGCACACGGUGUGUUCCUCUGGGUCUUCUUGGUAGUUCGCUCUCUCCUUCGAGGCCUGCGAAACGAGGAUGAUAUCUCAGACCUGAUUCGACGAUUGCGGGAGCUUCCGAGCGACCUACGCAAGUACUUUGACCGCAUGUUCGUCACCAUCGAGGAUGUCUACAGGGAGAGGACGGCCCGGCUGUUUCUCACCAUGGCUCACGCCUCGACCACCUUUCCCGUGAUAACUUUCUACUUUAUGGACUUGGGCGAUGGGUCCUAUUCGAGGGAGCCACUGCGUUUCCUCAAAGACUGGCCAGACGUGGACCUCGACGAGGCCGAAGUCCUGGGAACCAAGAAGCGCCAGCUGAUAGCGCAGUGCAAGGACUUGAUCUUUAUCACACCCGAGCCCGGUGCCGGUGUCCUGUUUUCCGAGCGCGUCGGCUUCCUCCACAGAACUGUCAUCGACUUCCUACACACGGUAGACGUAAGGUCGAAACUGCUGCAGCUCGCCGGUCCCGAUUUCAACCCCAACAAAGUGCUGCUCGAGACCAACCUGGGUCAGUUGAGUUCUCUGAUUCACCUGCAUGGCAGGACGUUCAUCCUCCCGCAUCUCCAGCAGUGGAUCCUUGGCAGCCUGUACUACGCCCACGUAAUCGAAGCUUCGUCUGGGAUUCCCGAAACGGAUGCUCUCGACGAGCUUGAGGCUAUCAUCAUGAAGGCAUUCGCGAGGUGGGACUUCUCGCACGCUAUGGAUUGCUUUUUCAAGAAGCCCGAUAUCACGUCUUUUCUGGAGUUGUCCUGCCAGUGCGACCUCGCAUCGUAUGUCUGCAAGAAGCACCCGCAGUUGACGCCGAGCCUGUUGGAUACUCUUGCCCCAGGAUGGAGGGACCCGUUUGAGAUCCAACAGCAAUCCAACUUUGAGAUCUGCAAGCGGGAGAAACUCAAAGACCCCAACACCAUCUGGAGACUUAGACGCCAAGCCUAUGCUCAGCCGAUAACUGAUCAAAAGCCAGCAACGGAGGUGGGAUGGUCUCCGGAGCAAGAUAGACAGCCCCAUCCCCCUCAGAACAACUAUAAGAGGCCGCUCAACGCAUUGAAAAAAGAAAGAGGACUCGUCAACCUCAACUAUAAUCAUCGCUCCUUGAAGGUCAACACCAACACCCAGAAACUCAUCAUGAAAGUGUCUUCCAUCCUCGCAGCCGCCGUCAUGGCCUCCAUGGCGCAAGCCUGGACACUCGAUUUCUUCGCCAGCAAGGGCACCCAAACGAAGAAAGUCCUCACAAACGGACAUGAAAGGAACAAAUGCACCAACCUUCGCUCUGAUUACAACUGGCCUACAACUGAAAUCCAUUUCAACCCCGAGACUGGCGGUUGGCCGGACGCAAAGGGAUACACCGCCUACAGCAAGACCAACUGCAAAGGCACGGCAUACUACGGGGUGGAAGGGAACCAGUAUAUGAAGAAAACCUUCAAGAGCUACAAGGUCACGGGCUAAAAGUCCUCGAUGUAUUCGCAUCAUCUUUGAGAGGGAGUGAAUUGAGUAGCACCAAUGUUUGCGAAUGCUAGGAAGAGGCAAAUGGCUCUCAGUUGAGAAGAACACAAAGAUUAGAGAGGCCUGACGAGGAGGUUUAGAGGAAAGAGGAAAUGGGUCACGUGGGAGUAGUCGAAGGAGUAGGAAUAUAUAGAUAAUGCCAUAUCUUCC
Molecule: messenger RNA, 3430 nt
Organism: Ilyonectria robusta
Lineage: Eukaryota; Fungi; Ascomycota; Sordariomycetes; Hypocreales; Nectriaceae
Exons: 3
Coding region: 200-3223 (1007 amino acids)
Source: RefSeq, a predicted model, not a curated record